This is a messenger RNA of Hemicordylus capensis (graceful crag lizard), 2246 nucleotides long. It is a transcript of the gene ANGPTL3, whose product is annotated as angiopoietin like 3. The coding region runs from base 48 to 1451 and encodes 467 amino acids. The record is from RefSeq and is a predicted model, not a curated record. The transcript is spliced from 7 exons. Lineage: Eukaryota; Metazoa; Chordata; Lepidosauria; Squamata; Cordylidae. Gene Ontology annotation, biological process: phospholipid catabolic process; phospholipid homeostasis; cholesterol homeostasis.
ACCAAGGGCAGCAAACAGAACAACUCUGCUUCGAAGGCUAUUAAUAGAUGUUGAACAGAAAGAAAAUGAAAAUAAUUCUAGCAUUGCCCUUCAUCAUUUCUCUAGUUAUAUCAACUGGAAUAGAUGGAGACCAUACUUCCUUUGAACCUCUUGCACCUCCUGAACCAAAAUCAAGGUUUGCUAUGUUGGAUGAUGUGCAAUUACUAGCCAAUGGACUUCUCCAACUCGGGCGUGGCCUUAAAGACUUUGCUAUCAAGACUAAGGGGCAAAUGGAGGACAUCUUUCAGAAGCUUAACAUUUUUGAUCAAUCCUUUUAUGAGAUCUCACAACAAACCAAUGAAAUUAAGGAAGAAGAGGAACAAUUGAAAAAAACAACUUCUAGAUUACAAGUCAAUAAUGAAGAAAUAAGGAAUAUAUCACUGGAGCUGAAUUCAAAGAUUGAAGUUCUUUCACAAGAGAAAAUCCAACUUCAAGAUAAAGUAGGGAGACUGGAAGAAAAAUUAACUAGAUUGUUUCAGACCCAGACUGAAAUUCAAGAACCUGAAGAAAUUGCAUCACUUAAAAACUUUGUGGAGCAGCAGGACAACCACCUCAGAUACCUUCUCAAAACAGUUCACGUCCAGCAUGCUCUGCUUGGCAAACAGCAAGAGCAAAUACAGGAUCUGGAAGAGAAGCUAAGCAGCCCAGGUUUUCAAGAUGACACACAUAUUUUAUUUCCCCUGAAGGAAGAUGAAGCAAAGAAUAUCCAACCUAAUAGAACAGAGAAAAUUCAAGAUUAUAAAGGCAAUGCUACUGAUUGUACUUGGAUUUACAACAGAGGAGAACGAUCCAAUGGGAUCUAUUCAGUUAAGCCCAAUGGAUCCAAGGCAUUUAAUGUCUAUUGUGAAAUGAAAUCAGAAAGCUCAUGGACAGUCAUUCAAAACAGAUCUAAUGGAUCACUAGAUUUCAAUAAAACAUGGGAGAGCUAUAUGAAUGGUUUCGGCAACCUUGACGGAGAAUUCUGGCUGGGCCUACAUAAGAUCUAUUCCAUUGUAGACCAAGGUGACUACAUCCUGCGCAUUGAGCUGGAAGACUGGAGAAAUAACAAACGUUACAUUGAGUACACCUUCACAAUGGGGGGUCCAGAAACAGACUAUGCUGUUCGCCUCUCCAAGAUUACUGGGAAUAUCCCCAGCGCUCUUCCUGAAGAGAAAGAAAUGAAAUUCUGUACAAAAGAUCAUGGUAACAACACUGAAAGAACAAUCAACUGUCCAGAAAGUGACUCAGGUGGCUGGUGGUUCAGUGCAUGUGAAGAAACAAACUUGAAUGGAAAAUAUAUCAAGACAAGUUCAAAAGGAAAACUAGAAAAGAAGAAAAGAGGGCUAUACUGGAAGCCUCAGAAAGGAAGAUCCUACCUUCUAAAAUCAACAAAAAUGAUGAUACAUCCUACAGAUUUUGAGAAUUUUGAGUGAACUUCUUCAGAACUGACCCAAAGCCAUAAACUAGUUUAUUCACAGCAUACUGAAGGAAUCUUUAACUAUUCAAAGGAAUCAGACUAAAGAAUGUCAUCUGACCUUAAGGUUUAUUUUCUUUACAUGGUUUGCUUUGUUAUACAUAAAAGCUCAGAGUGCCUUCAUUAUAGUCUGGUAUGAUCAAGAGACAAAGAGGGCUAUAGAGAUGGACAAGGGUAGCCAGUCUUCCAGAUCUACUGCUGGCUCUGGAAAGCCAUCGCUAGCCAGCUUUCCUCAGCAACAGAGGAAGACGUAUCUGAUUAUUUUACUGUUGCUAGGGAGUGGAAGAAAGAAGGGGCUUUCCCAGGCUGGGGUUGAGUUUCUCCCAUCAGUGGCGGAAUUGCCUGAGAGCUGCCUUUGUCAAGAGAGGCAGCUGAGGGAGAGCAAAGUCAAUGUGCUGUGGACUUCAAAACGAGGCCUUCAGCAGCCAGCCUAUGGCACCUUUCCUCAUACCACUAGAGCUCUGAUUCCUUAGCAUGCCAGGCAGAUUAGGCUCUAUGGGUCAGGUGCAUUCUUCAGGCUACAAUACCAGCCUGACCUUGUCAGCUGACCCCACAAGCCAAUUUGGGCACAUCAGGCUGUACGAAACCCUUGCAUCCAGGCUAGCUUUACAGCCUGAGCACUGUGUUCUAUUAAGAAGCAACACAGACUCUCUGGUCUUGCCUUGGGCGAUUUUUCUUUUUUUAACCAUAUCAAGAAAAAUUGGAUUCCUAGUGAUUUUGUAAAAAAAUAAAAAUAAAAUGAAGUACAUAGCAA